UUGGGGUCUGUCAUUGUCAGUGUUUAUGGUAGUGGUUACGUUUAAUUUUUCAAUAUUUCUCAAGAAUAUUCUGUAAAUACUAAUGUCGUAACCCUUUUGAUGCUAGAUAAAAUAAAAAGAAUGUGGUCCACACAGAUGCAAAGUCAAAUGUUCCAGAACCAACAAAAUGCUGAAAAAGCUGAACAAGCCAAAAAGCAAGCACUGGGUAUGACUUCUGCAAUCUCGCUUGCUGGCCCUAAACCCAUUGAUAUUCAGAGAACCAAAGAACUAGAAGAAGCUCUCAAGCCAUACAAUGUAACAGAAUCUGACCAGGAAUUGAAUCAUCGGAUGGAGAUUCUGAGCAAACUGAAUGCCUUAGUGAAGGAAUGGAUCAAGGAGAUUAGCAUAAGUCGCAACAUGCCAGAGAGUGUAGCCGAGCAGGUGGGAGGAAAGAUCUACACCUUCGGCUCCUACAGGCUAGGUGUCCAUCACAAGGGAGCUGAUAUUGACGCUCUGUGUGUCGCCCCAAGGCACAUUGACAGGGCAGACUACUUCACGUCUUUCUUUGAAAAACUCAAGAGCCACCCAGAAGUAACCGAUUUGAGAGCCGUUGAAGAAGCCUAUGUUCCUGUCAUUAAAAUGAAUUUUGAUGGGAUAGAAAUUGAUAUGCUGUUUGCAAGAUUAGCUCUCAAGGAAAUCUCAGAAAAGAUGGAUUUAAAAGACGAUUUGCUGUUAAAGAAUUUAGAUCAAAAAUGUGUUCGAAGUUUGAACGGCUGUAGAGUAACAGAUGAAAUUCUUAGGUUGGUACCUAAUAUUGAAAACUUUCGCCUAGCCCUUCGAACUAUCAAACUCUGGGCCAAAAAGCACGGGAUCUACAGCAAUGUGCUGGGUUACCUGGGAGGAGUGUCAUGGGCUAUGUUGGUGGCUCGUACCUGUCAGUUGUAUCCUAACGCUGUGGCUGCUACACUCGUACACAAGUUCUUCCUAGUGUUCUCACAGUGGAAGUGGCCGCAGCCCGUUCUUCUCAAACAGCCUGACAACGUUAACCUGGGCUUUCAAGUCUGGGACCCUAGGGUAAAUGUAUCGGAUCGCUAUCACCUAAUGCCUAUCAUCACACCAGCAUAUCCUCAACAGAACUCGACUUUCAAUGUCUCCGUGUCAACCAGAACAGUGAUGCAAGAAGAGUUUAAACAAGGCCUUCAAACAACGGAAGACAUUGUUUAUGGAAAAUGCGGCUGGGACAGAUUGUUUGAAGCACCAAAUUUCUUUGCCAAAUACAAGCAUUUCAUAGUACUGAUAGCGAGUUCCACUUGUGCCGAAGACCAGCUGGAGUGGUGUGGUCUGAUAGAGUCCAAAGUGAGGUAUCUCAUCAUGAACUUGGAGCGUAACCAACACAUAGUGCUGGCCCAUGUCAACCCAGAGUGCCACUCGGGUGUUCCGCCCGCACCCGACCAGACCAACGCACCCACCAACAUGUGGUUCAUUGGCCUAGUUUUCGCCAAGACUGAGAACCUCAAUGUUGACCUCACUUACGACAUUCAACACUUCACAAACGCUGUUCAUCGGCAAGCAGGAAUGAUUAAGAUGAUAAAAGAAGGGAUGAAGAUUGAGGCUCGGUAUGUUAGAAGGAAGCAGCUGUCAGCAUAUUUACCUGCGUAUUUACUUAAGAGAGAAAGAAAGGUUUCCACGAGCUCCACGUCCGCUCCCAACGGAAGUGUUUCUCCCCAGACAAACUCUACAAGUGAAGUCCCAAACAGAAAGAGGCAUUCCGAUUCAAACAUGGACACAGGCUCAAAGAAAUCCAAACACAGCAUAGACGUGCCUGACGACUCCCCAAACAAUUCAAUAAUAGUGCAAUGCAACACUGACGACUCAAAUUCUGCCAUGUCAGAAGAUGAAAGGUUAUAUGCCACUCUCAACAAUCCACCUUUAAUGAACGAUACUUUGCCCGUCACAAAUGAGGAAAGCCCGAAGGAGGAGGUGGUCUGCACAUGACCUUUGCUGGCACAGUAGAAGGCUCUUGACAACUGAUGGUGUUGCAGAAGCAGAAAGCAGGAAUGCUGAUCUCUCGGCUCCCGUAGUUCUUAAGUCAUAAUGUUAAUUGGUAUACUUGACAGGCUAAGGACUGGACCUCCCAAUGCCUUCGAUACUGCCUUCAUCAGGUCUCGGUUCUGUUUCGUUCUGUAAUCCUUCACUGCCAGGCAAACAUUGUCGACAGUCUUCUAAAGUCUCGUUCAGGCUGUAACGGAGCCAAACGUCGCAUUUGUCGAAGCUUUCAGAAGACUUUCCCAGAUUUUAAGGAAAACCACAGCUCAGAGGCUUGAAAUUUGAAGACGCUUCCCUUCGAACGAAGCUCCUUUAGAUUAACCCUCGGAACAUUUUUAUUCCUGUAAAUUAAUUUGUAUUUUUUACUAUAUUGUUGGUAGCUUAUAAGCUUUAUUUAUAUUAAGUGUUUGUUGUUGAUGAAUUUGUGUUUUACAAAACUUGAACACAAGGAUAUACAAAAUUUGUAAUUGGUUUUGCAAUUACAAUAGUCAAUAAAUCAAUUGUUGAGAUGGUAGAUCAUCAUAUCUAUCAUCCGAAUGUGAGGUGUAUGGUUUCUUACAGAAACACAGACGAUGAAUGUCCUUAUGUUAAGUAAUAUAAGACCGAUAUCCCCUUGUGCGUAUUUGUUCCAACUAAUUAAUGAAUCAUAAACGAUUGUCACUCGUAUAUGUUUGUUAUUACUGACUUGCUGCUUUCCGUGCUUUGUAACGGGAAGUGGACGUGAAAGAGAAUAAUGUGGUUCUUUAGAUGUGCUGUAUGGAAUAGUUACAAAUUUUCAAAAGUUUUUCUAACCCCUUCAUUGCUUGCUAGAAUUUUAUUAAAUAUCAUCCAAUCAUUUUACUUGUUUUGCAUGAUUCUAGCAUCAUUUACUUCCAUCGCAAUGAUUACAAGGUAUCAAGGUAUGCUUGUGUAUUAGUAUAUUUCGUACCUAGGGUCAAAAUUGAGGUUUUGCUGGCUCGAGAUAGUUUUUAAAACAAUCGAGAGCUGCAAAACCGUUUCGGUCCGUGGUACAAACGCUAUUUUCUACCACACUAUAUCCUAUUACCACUAUUCACUACAAUAAUAAUGCACACUGAUAGUCAACACAACUACAACUUUAAGGUUAUGUGAAGAAAUAAUUUGAGGUAUCAGCAAAAAUAAUAAUAAAUAGUUGCUAGGCAUCGGUGACAAUAAAACAAUUCUAUUGCAAUGCUAUGGAUACUGAUUGUGUAUUUAAUAUGCAUUCAUGUUUUAAGAAAGUAAGUGGGCAGCUGAUUUUGCGGCCCUAGGGAUGUAAAAACCUUCUUGGUCCCCAAAUAACGAAUGCCAGCAAAACGUAACUUUCAGCCACCAAUUAACGUAUGUAAAACAGCUAAAAACAUCAUAGUGUGUAGUAGUGCCAUAGUCUAUUGGUUACAAUGUUGUUGUGACCAUUUUUCUUUGAAAUGUCUUAGACAUCAUCAUUGUUUCCCAAAAUUGCGGAAAAAGUCUUGUUUAUCUCCAGAGGUCAUCAACGUCUUCCGCGAUCUUGGAAAGAUACUGAAAGUUUCCCGCGGUCACUUAUGACAAUAUUGUCAUUUCUGCGAUUAUGGAAAAUCCUAGACAAAUCAUGCGAUGAUGGUAAAAAUCAUCUUCAUCUUUGGCGAUCGUUUUGUUGGUAAAUAUUUAACAUCUCCCGAACUCGCGGGGGCAUCACUAUCGUUUCCCUCGAUUCCAGAAACUUUAUUGUUGUUAUCUACAAUCGUGGCAAUCUCCUGAGGUAACGUAUGACUCAUCAUCUUAGACAAUUGCAAGAAAAUUUGAGCUUCUCUCGUGGUUAUGCAAUUGCGGAAAAAUUCUGAAUAUCUUCUACCGCAACAUUAUUGUCUCCCAUAAUCGCGGCAAAAUCCUUAACACGCUGCUCCUCAGUUUCUUAGGCUACAGAUUAGUGGGGUUGUACUGUAACUCAAACUUUUUUUUCAAUCACAAAUGAGAAAUAAAGUAAACAAAAAUGUAUUUUGAAAUAAAAAUGUUUAGGAAUACAAACAGAGGUCAGUCUCAAUUAGUUUCAAUUUCCAGGGUUCCACCUUACCCAGUUUUUGGAUAUCUUAAAAAUGUUAAUCACGCAGACAGAAUAAAAAUGUAUUUGACUAUGUUUAUGAUAUGUUUAUAUUUUGGUGUUUCUCUAUGCCAUUGGCAUUUUUGUUUGUUGUAAGGAAACAGUCCAAACCGUUCUUAUUACGUUCUAAUGCCUACCUUUUGACAGCGUAAUUAACUAAUAGUCCAAUGUUAAAUAACAUCUUGGUCCGUAAACAUUUGGAAUUGAACUAGCUACCUUCAGAUUUGAAGGUCAGCACUACAACUACUCGUUAACCGAGACCGUUAUGAACACACUGUAUGUUUAAUUAGUAGGAAGUGAGUACAAAAUAAUAUGACAUCCUAAAUUAAAGUUAAUUGAUUUUAACUUUACAUCAGUUUUCUAAGAAUUGAUAACUUUCCAAACAUUUUGUGUUGAAUAUUAUUUAGAUUGAUUUAACAAAUCACCAUUCAUAUUAAGUUAGAAAACUUUCAAAUUAAGUAAAGAUCCAAAUUUUCUUAAAUUGUAGAUUUUGCAGCACAAUUUUAUGUGUAUGAUAUUUGAUAUGGGUAGUUUUAUUCAUUUUAAUGUAUCAUAUUUAUAAAAUUAAACAUCAUCAUAGUUAAGGAACGAUCAAGAACUUUUAUCACAAUAUUUAAUAAUGAUUUAUUACUGAUAUUGAUCAAAUAAUUUUUACUGUUGCUAUCUUUUACUUGAGGAUAAUAUUGUUUAUUAUAUUGUUUACUUUGACAUAUUUCAGUAAUCAUGAAUAUAAUUAGCAAUUUUAUAUCAUUAAAGCUUCCUCUAAUUAUCUGUUUCUACUUGACUUUUCAAACUAAAAACAGAUUUUAGCUGGGAAUGAUUUUGUAAUUUUUUGGUAAUCCAUGUUAAUUUAAUAAUAGCAAUGUUAUAGAGAAAUCUUCUCAAAUCGGUUCGUAAUUUUAACCAAUAUUUAUGUAAAGCUGUGACAUAUUUAAUAAAUAAUUUCUUGAUCAGCAUUGUAUGUGUUAUUAAAUUUACGGAAAGUAAAUAAAAGAAACGUCUUAUAACACUUAAAACAUAUAUUUACGCUUAUACUGUUACUCACAAGACAGUAAAUAUACAAAAGAGAUGGUAAGUGGUGAUCGAUUUCGAUUGGACACUCCAAUCGUCAUCAGACCUAAUAGGCGAAUGUUUCUUUUAUUUACUUUCCCUCAUAUUUAAUUACUAUAUUUGUUAGUGUUAUGUGUAACUUAUUUGUUAUAAGCAUGGCUUGGUUGAUGUUGAACUAAGGAUUAGCAUGUAUGAUCAAUUGAUCAUGAUUGAGUUUAAACACAUAGAAGUAAGGUACAGAGAAAACACUUAAUGGUACACUUAAGUGGUGUCUGUCUAUCACUAGUUGCUGGUGUCUACAGCAAAUUUAACACCCCCCCCCCCUUACCAUUAUAUACUGCAACGUUACAGUGGAGGAAGACCCUGUGCGAUAGGAAUUUCCAAACAGCGCUCGCCGCUUCCUUGCUCGUCACAAGUAUAUUUGUUGUUGGCACAACAUACUAGAGCUGAAAACGCACGGUCGUUCCAUAAGCAAGUUUCCUUUGUACCUUAAUUCUCUGUAAUUUGAACUAUUUCCGCUCCAGGUUUUGUUGGACAUUGGUUUUUUUAGCUUUGGAAUUGAGAGUUGAAGGCUGAGUGUUGUUUGAAUGAACAUUUGACGAAUGACUUCCGCGAGUACCUUUACUCAGGCGAAUGUACGUGUUGUGAACGUUAGAUUUGUUUGUUAGGUGAAGGUAGUAUCAAAAGCAUUGUGCAGUGAAGUAGGCAGAGAUUUAUCUGCUGGAGAAUUCCAUUGCACCUUUGAGCUCUGUGAGUUUAAUCUCUUGUCACUUUUUCAGUUGUCUUCCGUUAGUAUUAAGUCUUCAGACUUUGGUACAAGUAUGAAGAAUGAAUCGACGUGUAAUUGUUUGGUACGUUUAAUCUGUUGGGGUACUUUAAUGUUUUUUGUCUGGUGCAUGCAUUUUAAAUUUGUAAAGUUACAGUUCAAACCCUGGUCUUGUUACUAUCAGUAUAAGUCAACCUGAUGUUAGUAAAUUACCCUUGUUAAAUCGCUUGUAAUGUAACUAACCAUAAGUUUUCAAUGUCAAGCUUCGUAAUAGUUAACCUACAUGUGUAUUGAACUGUACGAAGACUGUGAAGCUAGAUAAUGAUGACUAACUACAGAUAUUGUGAUUUAAUAGAAAAUAUAGACCAAAAAUAACCCCAACAAGAAAAUAACCAUGAACCCCAACAGAUUAAAUGAAGAAAAUACAUUUUUAUACGAACUUAACUUAUUAGGAAUAGUUAUUGAAGACUUGGUGGGCAUAUUCUGGUACUGAGGAGCAAAUAUUAUUGUAUUUUCAACCGGUUGUAUUUUGUAAUUUCUGUUACUGGUCUGAUGACGUUUAGAGAUUACCAGUGUAAAAAAUGUUUUAUUAUUAAAAUAAAUAUUAAAUUAUUAAUUGUUUGGAAACUUUAAAAUUAAUGUAAAAAUUCUCAUGUGGUUAUGGUUUAAAAGUUUAAUGGAACUUUUUUCUAAAUUAUAAAUCAAUUAUUUAUUCACAUUAUAACUACAAUAUGGUCUCGCUAAUCUCACAAAACUUAACAGCGUGAUUAAUUCGGUACUAAAAAUAAUAGUUUACCUAUUUUUGUGAUGGUUUCUCUUUUUUUGCAGUUUUACUAUCAGAACUAAUAAAUCUCUUUUUUAUAAGCCACAUAUUUUAAUUGGAAUUAAUAUUUUUUUCAAAAAUUAACUUUAAUCACUAUCUCAAACCUAAAAAAGCUAUUAAAUUUGCAAAGAGACUUAAAACUUAUUCUUUAAUUCCAUCAUAGUUAUUUCACGAAGUUAAGAAAUGUAAUACAAAUCUUUUCCUUUAUGUUUUUAAUAUUUAUAAUUUAUAAUUGACGAAAUCAACUAAAUAUCACCGUAUGCCUGAUUCUUUCCUUUUUUACCCAAGUAUUUAACGGGUACAAAUAAAUCAGAAUUUAACUUAAAUACGCUAUCUGCAUACAUUACAUUCAUUUGUGUUCUGAUCAUUAUUAAGUAGCAUAAUACAUUUUAUAUCUUAACAUAUGUUUCAGAAAAGUAAUUCACAGACGAUGGUUCCAAUGUAACUAACUGGUAUGUUGAAACAACUAGUUGGUAUUGUAUGCUUUCAUAGUUUUGUCACCUAGUUUCGGACGUCUUCAGUUUUGCAUUGUUGUAAUUGUAAUUAUUUAUAAAAAAUUGUGAAAGUCAAACCAAUAAUAGUUAUUUUAAUGGUAAAAGACUAAUGGGGGGACAUAAUACAGUUCCUAUUGUAGAAACCACUAAAUUUAUAUCUUCAUUUAACAAACUAAAAAAAUAUUACUAAGACACAUACACAUUUAAAUUGAAAAUAUAAUUUUUACUUAAAAUACUUAACCAUUUGGGGUCCCAGUUAAUCACGUUUUUUACAUUUUAAACUGGUUACAUUAAAAUACGUUUUGUAAUUACUAAUUAUCUGUAUAGAAUUAUUGAUACAAAUUUAUUUUCUAUUUUGUAUUAUAAUAUUUAUAAUACUUGAAAAGGGAUAAGCAAUAGAUCUGCUAAGAAGUAUCUAAAGUAGGGUAUAGUAGUAUGUGGAUUUGGUGUAAAUUAUCAUUGUAAACACUGUACUGAUUUUUAAGAUUUAAUAAAUAUAAACCCUUUCUCCUA
Molecule: messenger RNA, 7748 nt
Organism: Macrosteles quadrilineatus (aster leafhopper)
Lineage: Eukaryota; Metazoa; Arthropoda; Insecta; Hemiptera; Cicadellidae
Product: poly(A) polymerase type 3-like
Exons: 14
Coding region: 100-1974 (624 amino acids)
Cellular component (GO): nucleus
Molecular function (GO): poly(A) RNA polymerase activity; RNA binding
Source: RefSeq, a predicted model, not a curated record